AUGCGUCAGGUCAUCAUUUUAGACGUCUACAGAGAACUUCCACUGCAGCCGUUUGUUCCCUGCGGCACUUGCGUAACUGUGACGAGGUGGAAGCGGAGCUGGUUCGUGCUGUACCCGGCCAGCCAGCACGGCGUCGCCCGCCUGGAGUUCUUUGACUGCAAGGAGCCGGCGGCACCGCCCGAGCGGCUGGGCACCAAGCGCCUGGACAAGACGGUGGUGCGGCUGGCUGACUGCACCAGCGUGGCCCCCGUGGCUGAGAGCGGCCCCCGGGCCGGCACGUCUGUCUUCCGCCUGGAGACCAGCGACAGGAGCUACCUCUUCGCGGCCGAGAAGCAGCAGAGCGAGGAGUGGGUGGCGAAGCUAUGCGAGAUCGCCUUCCCGGGAAACGGCCCCAGUGAUGCUGGUGCGGCGGCACGGCGUGGCAGAGAGGGCAGCGGGCAGGCGCCGACCCUGGAGAUGGCCGUGAACUCCAUCUACUACUCGAGAGACGAAGUGAAUGCCUUCUGGGUGACGGUGCAACGGACUGAGGCCGCGGAGCGAUGCGAGCUGCACGGUGCCUACGUGCUCAAGGCUGAGCGUGACAGCCUCGUCCUGAAGGACCCACGGACAAAUGAGAUCCUCUAUGUCUGGCCCUACCGGCUGCUCCGGAGAUACGGCCGGGACAAGGUGAUGUUCUCCUUUGAAGCUGGCAGGCGCUGUGACUCUGGCCCAGGGAACUUCACCUUUGAGACCAAGCAGGGCAACGAGAUUUUCCGCCUGGUGGAAGCCUCUAUCCAGGAGCAGAAAGCGCAGGUGGAGGAGAACCGGCAAAGCUGUGGCUCACUGGAUUCGGAUAGCCCCAGCGUGGUGCUGAUCCGCCAGGCCCUGGCCGACUCCCUGAGCCUGGAGCUGCCUGCAGAGGGGGAUGACACCCUGGCACCCAAAGCGGUGCUGGUGCCCAGGCCCAGUGUGGCGGCAGAGGAGAGAGAUGCCACGUCUCUGCUGAAGACCCGGACUCUGCCAGAGCUCCCUGUGCCACAGGCCAAGCCUGUGGUCCCAAGCACACCCCCGCUGCCGAAGGUGCCCUGUGCCGUGUUGCCGGCUGAGGACCCAUCCAGCGUGUACUCGGAGCCCCUGGACUCGGUGAAGGGCUUCCGGCCCUGGCUGGACCCUCUGUACUCGGACCCCAUAGACAGCAAGCCCGUGAGCGGGGCCAAGGCGCCCAGCGGUGCCUCGGAUGAGACGAAGCCCCGACUGCCGGCGCCGCUGUACUUGUGCACGUACGAACAGGUCCGGGCUGAUGGAUGCAGCCAGGCCCCCGCAGUGCCUGGGCGGAGGGAGCACAUCUAUGAUGAGCCUGAGGGUCGUGCUCCCCGCUCGCUGCCGCCCCCCCCUUACAUCUACGAUGAAGCGCGGCCCACAGGCGAUGCCUGGCGCACGCAGGGCCACGAUGGCAGGGGCGGCUACGAGUAUCCCUACAACCCCAGCACUGAUGACUACUCGGUACCUGCCUUCCAGGCCAAGGCCAAGGGCCCCAAGCCGGUGCCUGCCCCCAAGCCCCAGACGGCCUUUAUCCCUAAAGGUGCCGAGAGGAGUGGGGAUCCUGGCAGGCGGCGGGGGAACGCUGCUCCUGAGAAGGCAGUCGUCAAACCCAGCCUCAACAGCAGCAACAACAACAAUGUGGAGGUGCUGUACAGCCAGGUGGUGAAGCCCCAGCAUGUGCAGAAGAAGGAGCAGUCUGUGGAUGAGUGCAGCUUGUCGCCUGUCUGUGAGGACUUAGGAGAGAUAUAG
This is a messenger RNA of Haliaeetus leucocephalus (bald eagle), 1770 nucleotides long. It is a transcript of the gene DOK1, whose product is annotated as docking protein 1, 62kDa (downstream of tyrosine kinase 1). Gene Ontology annotation, cellular component: cytoplasm. NCBI's taxonomy places the organism in Eukaryota, Metazoa, Chordata, Aves, Accipitriformes, Accipitridae. The record is from RefSeq and is a predicted model, not a curated record. Gene Ontology annotation, biological process: cell surface receptor protein tyrosine kinase signaling pathway; positive regulation of MAPK cascade. The coding region runs from base 1 to 1770 and encodes 589 amino acids. The transcript has 5 exons.